AUGAGCGGGUCUGAGACGGAAACGUUUCCUUUGGAAUCUGUCACGAACGCCCAGUUGCAGCAGCUGGGAGAGGCUCUAUGGGGUUGGAAACCGCGUUCCAAUGGCACGACGAGUCAAUAUGGCGUGGUUACGACACAUUUGCGUCCCGACUUGACAAAGUUCGGACCUUACUUUCAAUACUACAGGGAGAUGACGGCCUCAUACAUUUCCGAUGCCUUCCCGCCUGAAGAGAUCAAGGCUUUGAGAUGUCAUGAUGAUUUAUUUGCCAUCAUCAACUUGAUCAGGUCAAUCCCCGAUAUGCAGAGAAGCGAGUUGACAACGAAGUACUUCUCAAGUCGAGAAAAUUUUGAAGAGACCCCGCCUGGAGAUAAACAGAGGGCCUUCAAUCUAGCUAUGAGGGCCAUGAUGAUGAUUAGCUUGAAAAAUGACCAGGCUGACGAUCAAAGAUGCAUCUUGCCGCGACAACUUGCUCUAGAAACCCUCGAUUCCCUCCAGAAAGUCCUUUUCCCUCCGGAUAAAGACUCGCGUGCCUUACUUCGAUCACUGGUUUCAAAGGCAUCCUUCGACCCCGACUGUCUGUGCCUGAGCUCAGUCUCAUACCGCUCCAAUGAUGAACGAGAUCUCUCCUAUCAUUACUGGGGCUCCCGACUCAUGGACCUUUAUGACGAGCUUGAAAACCCGAGGCCCCGAGGUCUCAUCGACAUUUGGCUGGAGCAGCGGAGCAAGGCGAGACAUGUCAUGCUGGCGACACUGGUGGGAGUAAUCAUUGCAGUCAUUCUGGGGAUGUUAGGGUUGGUGGUCGGCAUUUUCCAAGCCUGGGUGGCUUAUCAAGCCUGGAAACAUCCUGUGAAUGUAUAG
Colletotrichum higginsianum IMI 349063 is the source of this 858-nucleotide messenger RNA. RefSeq lists its product as uncharacterized. The transcript is spliced from 2 exons. Lineage: Eukaryota; Fungi; Ascomycota; Sordariomycetes; Glomerellales; Glomerellaceae. The record is from RefSeq and is a predicted model, not a curated record. The coding region runs from base 1 to 858 and encodes 285 amino acids.